CCCAACAGCAGCUGGAUCUAGGGAAGCCUGAGGCAGAAGCCCCUGUUGUAUUGCUGUUGGGUUGUUUUCCAAGGCUGUGGUUGCCUGGCUGUCGGUGUCUGCGGCGGUGUGUCUCCGCUCCUCUGAAGGAGGUUCUGCAGUAGUGAUAGUAUAGUUGGGAUCUGCUGUUACUCGUUUGCCUAGUGAGUUUCCUGCUUCAUUUCAGUUCUGCAUAUAAAUAUUUCCCAGAAGAGAUGAAAAAAGGACCAGAAAGUGUAACAUGUCCCCUGGAUGGAAUUCCAAGCAAGUUAGCAGAGUCAGAUCUGGACAGUAACAGCAGCAAUGGAGCCUCAGCAAAAGAGAAAGACAUGCUGUCCGCUCCUGAAGAACUGGAAACUGUACAGCUGAAAGCCAGUAGAGAAAAACCCAGAAAAAAACUCUGUGGCUAUUUAAAUAAACUGGGCAUCAAGGGGCCAAUCAAGACUUGGAAGUCUCGCUGGUUCUUUUACGAUGAAAACAAAUGUCACUUAGCAUACUUCAGAACUGCACAGGAUGUCAACCCUUUGGGGACUAUUGAUCUCUCCAAUGCCAGCCUUGACUGCAAGUUAGAAAACGGGGAAGGGAUUUUUGAGAUCAGAACACCAAACAGAGUUUUUACUUUGAAGGCAAUCAGCAAACAGGCAAUGAUGUACUGGCUGCAGCAGCUACAAUUGAGACGCUGGGAAUUUUGCAAUGCUCAGAGUAGAUUUCCUGUGGGCAGCUUCCAGCUUGUGAAUGAACCACUGCUUGGCAGAACAAAUGUUGUCGACAGUGAAGACUUUCUGCCUCCAGUCAAGACACCAACAGAAGCGGUGGGUUUAAAAGCAGCCUCUUUGCCUGCACCCCAGACAUCUACUGCUUUGCAGAACAUCUCCCUUAAGCAUCCCUGGACAGAGAUACAAAACACAGUCUACAAUAUCUGUGGCUCCAAGCAGCUCUGGGGGAACAAUGGGAAUGUCUUUAGUUUUGAUGAAUUCCAGGAGCAUCCUGAGAACCUGGAUGAAGAGCAAGAGGCAGAGAUGGAGGCAGGGUGUGAAGUUAAGCAGGGAACUCCAGAGGAUGGGAGGACAGAGCCCAGGUUGAACUGGGCUAGGAAAGCCAAGUGGAUGAACAGUGGUUUCCCAGGCUUGGCUGAAGAGUUGCACCGGGAGGGGAGCCCAAUGGAUAAAGUGGGCGUCCUGCAGCAACAGAUCCUGACACUCACAGAAGAAGUCAAGUCACAAAAGGAGCUGGUUAAACUUCUCCACAAAGCUCUGGAGGCAGCCCAACAGGAGAAGCGAGUGUCCAGCAUGUACCUCACUGCAGCAGAGGAUAAGGACAGACUGGAGCUGGUGCGCCACAAAGUGAGGCAAAUUGCAGAUCUAACCACUCGGUUGGAAGCUCUUGAGAAAGAAAAGAAAGAACUGGAGCAGACAGUGAUCAUGAGAGAGAGCCACAUCCAGGAACUCAAAGAGCACGUGCAGCUUUUGAUGGAAAAGAACCAUGCCAAACAGCAAGUCAUCAUGGCCUUGACGGAGCAGAUGGCCCGAGAGCUCUCUGAUCCCCUGCAGGAAACCAACGCUAUCACCGUAGAAACGUUGUAUAAACAGCAGGAGGAAAUUGAGCACUUGAAGGAUGAUAUUGAUGCAUACAAAACCCAGAACCAGUUUCUGAACUCGGAGAUCCACCAGGUUACUCGACUCUGGACUAGUGUUGCUGAGAAUGAGAAAGCACUUCUGAUGAAGUGCGCUUGCCUGCAAGCCCAAAACUGCGAGAUGGAGAGCAAAUACCUGAUGGUCUUGCGGAAGCUGCAGGAGGCUGUGCCUCUCCUGCCCAGCUCCCAUGCUGAGUUGGUGAGGAACCUCAUCCAGGAAGCACUCCAGUGGGAUGUGAAGGAAGGAGCAGAAGAAGGUCUUAACCUGAACCCUGUAAGUGAGUACGAUGAGUAUGGAUUUAUGACUGUGCCUGAAUAUGAAGUUGAGGACUGGAAACUUCUGGCCAAAAUCCAAGCCUUGGAGAUAAAAUCCAACAACCUGCGGAGCCAGGAGGUAGUGGAGAAGCCUCUCCGUGACAGGUGGAAUAGUGUUGGAGAGCUGAGCCCCUCUGCGGAGUUGAAGAGCCUGAUCCGAAGCGGCAUCCCUGUGGAGCAUCGCCAGCGGGUCUGGAGGUGGAUUGUCAGCCGACACUGCAGCCACCCCCCUGACCACUACCAGCAGUUAUUAAGGCAGAGUGAGAGCACCGAGCACCCAGCUUGCCGGCAGAUUGAGCUUGACCUGCCCCGCACACUGACCAACAACAAACAUUUUUCCUCUCCUACCUCCCCGCUCAUCCCUAAGCUCCGGAGGGUGCUGCUGGCUUUCUCCUGGCACAAUCCUGCUAUUGGAUACUGCCAGGGACUGAACAGAUUGGCAGCUGUUGCCCUCCUGGUGCUGGAAGAUGAGGAAAGUGCAUUCUGGUGCCUAGUCCACAUUGUGGAGAACCUAAUGCCUGCAGACUAUUACAGCAACACACUGAUAACAUCACAGGUAGAUCAGAGAGUCUUCAAAGACUUCCUGUCAGAGAAGCUGCCUCGCCUCAUGGCUCAUUUUGAGCAGUACCGGAUUGAUGUCUCCCUCAUCACUUUCAAUUGGUUUCUGGUGGCGUUUGUGGACAGCUUGGUCAGCGACAUCCUCCUGCGAGUGUGGGAUGCCUUCUUGUAUGAGGGAACUAAGGUGAUUUUCCGCUAUGCUCUUGCGAUUUUUAAAUACAAUGAGGAGGAAAUUCUAAGAAUUCACGACAAUGUGGAGAUCUACCAGUACCUACGUUUUUUCACGAGGAUGAUCGUGGAUGGCAGGAAGCUGAUGAACAUCGCUUUCAAUGACUUAAAUCCCUUCCCCAUGAAACUGCUGAGGAACCGGCGGACAAUGCACAGGGAAGAGAUGGAGACAGAGCUGUGUGAGCUGGAACAGAUCAAGGCAGCCUAUGUAAAAGAGAGAGCACAGCAGGGUCCUCAGGACCUGGAGGAAGUUGUUAGUGAAGAGGAAGAAGAAAUUUAGCCAAAAGGGAGUUCCUCAUCGCUCCUCUCUCACCUCCCAGAAGGUCUCCAACAGCAACUGUCUGUAACAGAAGAAGCAGAUGGGGGGAGGUGAUCACAGCAGGAGUUCAUCUGUCCCUGGAAGCAAGGCUAUAGAUAGGUAUGGGACCACUUGGGGACCAAGCCAGGCUUUGUGAUGGAUCGGAAGGUCUCAGAGAGUUUUAUCCUCUCCCACACUUCCCCUACCCAGCACGUGUUGUCCUGUGCAGUUCAGGAUUCCAGCUGAAGACCCAUAGGAAGCAUUAAUUGUGGUGCUGUGUCAGAGGUUCACAUGGUGCAAAUGACUUGGCGUGCCAGGCAGGGCUUUUACACCUUUUCUAACGGAGGCUUGAAAGAGAUCUUUAUGUACAGGUAAAAUCAUUAGAAAUAUUGAACCAAGAGCAUGCACUUAAUGGUGCCUAAAGCUUCUGAACUGGUUAGGGGGAGAGCCUGCUUUUUGAAUGCGUGGUGCCUUUUUUGGCUAGUCUGCCAGGACACUGUGUUUAACACUGAAGUUACUGUCUGAGUCAUGCCAUAUUCUUCAGGUGACACUGGGCCCAGAGGGAGGCCCAGGAACCGGAAGAUGUCUGUGAAACUCAGGAUGGGACAAAUUAAAUGGGUUGUGGGAGGGAGGAGUUGCCUCUCCAAUUCAUUUUGUUUCCUGUGGGAAUCCAUGGGUGGCUGGUCCCUGUGCCAGGGAGCGCUAGGUGUUGUCUCCCUGUGGGGCUGGGAAAUGCUCAGAGCUACCUGUCCUCUUUGUUUAGCUUCUAGCAGAGCCACCU
This is a messenger RNA of Struthio camelus australis, 3831 nucleotides long. NCBI's taxonomy places the organism in Eukaryota, Metazoa, Chordata, Aves, Struthioniformes, Struthionidae. The record is from RefSeq and is a predicted model, not a curated record.